AUGUCUGACAAGAGCUACUCGAUCAAGAGCUUUGGCACCAACAAGGAUGGCAAUCACUACUGUGCUCGAGAUUAUGGCUACGGCAGUGAUGUUGCUAAUUCCAAUACGUAUCACUACUCGAACCGCGACGGUUCCUACUACUACUCUAACCCCAAUGGCUCUACCUACUAUAACAACGGUCAAGGGGGGUCCACUUACACCUCUCCUGCUGGCUACAAACGCUCUUCGGGCUACGGAGGCCAGAAGUGA
Diaporthe batatas is the source of this 249-nucleotide messenger RNA. RefSeq lists its product as uncharacterized. The coding region runs from base 1 to 249 and encodes 82 amino acids. The transcript has 4 exons. NCBI's taxonomy places the organism in Eukaryota, Fungi, Ascomycota, Sordariomycetes, Diaporthales, Diaporthaceae. The record is from RefSeq and is a predicted model, not a curated record.